UGUGUUCGCCGGGAAUAUGACACCGUGUCGGCGAUGAUACAGUAGCAUCAGAGAUCAGACUGGCGACAGGCUCGCAGCAUCACCGAGAACACCGGAGUCAUGCAGUGAACGGGAUUCAGGGUUGAAGUCGGCCAGUGAUGAGUGGGCGGUCAGAAAACAACAACAGCAGCAGCAGCCCUGAGCUCUCAUCUGAUUGGCUGUCGUCCAGCUGCCCUCCUCCUGAUUGGCUGUCGUCCGGCUGUCCUCCUCCUGAUUUGCUCUCCUCCGGCUGCCCUCCUCCUAGUUGGUUGUCCCCCGGCUCUCCUCGCCCCAAUUGGCUGGGCUUCUGUGAAGGCCACGCCUACUCCGCUGCCGUCCAAUGCGCUGCCCAGCUGCGCGCCUUGCUUCAGGAUAGCCCUGCCCCCGACACGCACACACACACACAUACCUCCGCACACACACACACCUCCGUUGCCCUCUUCUGUCGCCUCUACACACACACCUUUACACACACACUCCUCCGCUGUCUGAAUUCAGACACACACACACCUCCCACACAGCCCCAGUCCUCAGAAGAACCAGACACACACACACACUCUCCUUCCUCAUCCCAAGAGGGCAACGCGCUCGCACACACACACGUUCCCUCCUCAGAACCAGACGACGCGCAGACACACACAAACACACACUCACACUCCUCAGACCCAGAGACGCACACACAUACACACACACACUCCCCCGUGGAGGCCCAGGAGACUACAUACUUACACACACACACUCUAACACACUCGCCUUCCUCCUCCUCACCCCUGAACACACACACACCGCCUCUCGUCACACACCCUCCUGUAGAGCCCUUACAGACACACACACACUCCCCCUCAUCCACACGAGACACACACUCACAGCCCGCCAUCGAGUCCCCUGAGACACACACACACUCCAACACACAGACUCAUUACCCUGUUGCCAUAGAGCACAAAGAGACACACAUGCACACACACUCACUUUCAAACACACUCCCUUCCUGCACAGCACGAGACACACACUCGUACACCAACACACACUCUCCCUCCCCACCUCCCAUAGAACCCAGACAGACGCACACACACACACACACACACUCGCACUCAAACACACACCUUCCUGUGGACUCCUUAGAGACCAACACCCACUCAUACUCCAACACACACCCGCCCACUGAGCCCCAAGAGACGAGCGCACACACACACUCACCAACCGCCAUCGAGCCGUUUCCUGGCCUGCAGUCGUUUCCGUGGAGACGAGGGGCGUGGUCGGACAGCAUGGACGACUCGUUGCCCCGGCGACAGCAGAAGACCAGCGGGCCUCUGAGCCAGUCGCGCAGCUCGGAGGACGUGUCCCUGGCCCACGCGGACGCGCACACACACUCGCACACGCUGUCGCACUCGCACACGCUCUCGCACACGCACACGCACGGGCGUCCGCGGGUGCGUAAGGGCUUCAGCCUGCGGAACAUGAGCCUGAGCGUGGUGGGAGGAGUCAAGGACAUUUGGAGGCCACGCCUACAUCGCUCAGUAGGUGACACCCCUCAGUGUGAGGUUCAGAGGGAGGGGCUCUUGCGCUUCAUGGUGGCAGAUGAGGAGUCCUACCAGGGGGGGGCGCAGUGGCACAAGUGCCGCCUGUUACUACGGAAACUAUCGCAGACGGUCCCCCACCCCCACCAGGGCCAAACCCCGCCGACGCCCCCCGAGGGCCAACAACGCUUUAUGCUGGAGUUUUAUGUCCCGCCAAAGUCCUCCAAGGCCAAGGUGAGCGUGCCUCUGUCCGCUAUUGAGGAGGUGAGGACCACUAUGCCACUGGAGAUGCCUGACAAGGACAACACCUUCGUACUGAAGGUGGAGAAUGGAGCAGAAUACAUCCUGGAAACUAUUGACUCUCUACAAAAGAACUCCUGGGUCGCCGAUAUACAAGACUGCAUUGACCCAGGGGACAGUGGAGAGGACAUAGAGCUGGCCUGUUGUCCUCAUGGCCAGCCCACCAAAGACUUCAGUACACUGCCCUCAUGCAGCUGCACAGAAGGUGUGCAUCGGGCACCAGCAGCAGUGGACCAAUACAGUGCCCCCUGUGGUCGCAACCGGGAACUACACACACACCACCCCUCACACAUACCACUGGAACGCUUCCUACACACACACCCAGUGUGUGAUUCGCUAUAUGAUUACCCAUGGUUCCACCGCCCUCUGUCGCGGGUGCGAGCGGCUCAGUUGGUGAUGGGGGGCGGGACAAGGAGCCACGGCUUGUUUCUGAUUCGCCAGAGUCAGUCACGCCCCCAAGAACACGUGCUCACAUUCAACUACCAGGGCAAGGCCAAGCACCUGCGGUUGUCGGUGAGCGAGGGCGGCCAGUGUCGCGUGCAGCAUCUGAGCUUCGGGAGUGUGUGUGACAUGCUGAGGCACUUCCACACGCUGCCCAUCCCACUGGAGUCCGGAGGCAACGCUGACAUCACACUACGGGCCUACGUACAGAGAGAUCCACUAAAUCCACUGCAGAGAGAUUCCGAAGACCAGCCAACCCCCACGCACACACGCUCCGCCAGCGCAACAGAGCCCAUCACACACACACACCCUCACACACACCCCUCCACCUCCAGCACUGAGUCAGACGUCCCCAGCAUACCCCCCUCCUCCACCCACCACGGCCCCACAGGAGACGGGCCUUCGUCUGUUGCGUCUGUGGGGGCCAUGUCUGUAGCCCCGGCGUCAGUAGGUGGCUCGGUGUCUGUAGUAGGGGGGCCAAUGUCAGUAGGGGGCAGCUCCAUGUCAGGAUUGGGAGAGUCUGUGUUGGUGUCUCCACCAAUGUCCAUGGGGGGGUCGGGGGGGGCAGGAUUCUCGGGAAUGGGGGGGUCCUCAUCUGGGUUGGCCACGUUGGGUCGUAGUAACUCAGUGUCUCCCCCUGGUGUCAUGGGGGCGUCGUUGAAUCGCAGCAGCAGCUCCGAGAGGCUUUUGGCGCCCUCCAAUGGUCAAGCGGAGGAUUUCGACCCGGACGCACACCGCACCCGUGCCGUGGAGAACCAGUACUCCUUCUAUUGAGAGAUGGGGAGAGGGGUGUCACACACAAGUCACACACACCGGGACUCUUGGUUUACCUCGUGAGACACACAGCCUUGAAGAUACACACGUAUGUGCACACACACACAAUGAAAAGACUACCCCAUAUCGGUACUCUCUUUCUCUUUCUCUCUCUCUCUUUCUCUUGCUCUCUCUCCCUCACACACACACA
Engraulis encrasicolus (European anchovy) is the source of this 3240-nucleotide messenger RNA. RefSeq lists its product as uncharacterized. The coding region runs from base 138 to 3050 and encodes 970 amino acids. Gene Ontology annotation, molecular function: transmembrane receptor protein tyrosine kinase adaptor activity. The transcript has 10 exons. NCBI's taxonomy places the organism in Eukaryota, Metazoa, Chordata, Actinopteri, Clupeiformes, Engraulidae. The record is from RefSeq and is a predicted model, not a curated record. Gene Ontology annotation, biological process: antigen receptor-mediated signaling pathway; intracellular signal transduction. Gene Ontology annotation, cellular component: plasma membrane.